Messenger RNA from Harpegnathos saltator (Jerdon's jumping ant), 4126 nucleotides. RefSeq names its product F-BAR domain only protein 2. Gene Ontology annotation, cellular component: clathrin-coated vesicle; clathrin-coated pit; plasma membrane. The coding region runs from base 642 to 3668 and encodes 1008 amino acids. Lineage: Eukaryota; Metazoa; Arthropoda; Insecta; Hymenoptera; Formicidae. The record is from RefSeq and is a predicted model, not a curated record. The transcript is spliced from 14 exons. Gene Ontology annotation, biological process: clathrin-dependent endocytosis; clathrin coat assembly.
CGUCGCAGUCGUUCGUAAACAUUCAUAAAGAAGAUUCUUUUGUCAAACGCGAAGUCGCAGAUGCGGCACCGUCAUUUGUCACCUCACGCACGCGAUCCUCUUAUCCGUUACGACACUCAUCGUGAGAUACGUUCGUACUCAUUUAUAAAAAUUUCUCGAAUAUAACUAAAAAUCUAGUUCCUCGCACGCAGCACGGUCGUGAGCGGCGCGCGCAGCGCGGUGUGAAACGGCAGGGCCGAGCAAGGGGCAAGGGACAGGCGGCGCGAUAGAGGGAGAAGGACAGUUGAAAUAAGUUGACCCUUAUCUCCGCGCUCGAGCGCGCCCGUUCCGCUCGCAACUCCCGGUGACACGGAAACGAUACGCUAUAUCGUCGUCGUCGUCGUCGUCAUCGCCACCACCGCCGCCACCGUCGCCGUCGCCGUCGCCGUCGAGCGAGCUGUGCUUACACGCUGAGUUGUACUACGCCUCGUAACCGCCGACCGUGUAACCGCGCGCCGCGGUAAACUGUGUGCUGUAAAGGUCCCGUGCAUACCGCACGCUCUUUUUCCUCUCGACGUCGUCGUCCAGUCGUGUAGUUUGCGCCGAUGCGUUGAUACGUACGCGAGAACAGGCGAGUAUAAUGGUCUGAUCGCGGUCUCAACAUGACUGUGGACUUCGCCGACUACUUUUGGGGCGAAAAGAACAAUGGAUUUGACGUGUUGUAUCAUAACAUGAAGCAUGGUGUGGUUGCCAGUAAGGAAUUGGCUGAAUUUUUACGAGAAAGGUCAGCCAUAGAGGAGAACAAUUAUAAGCUGCUUAGUAAAGUAGCGAAACAAGCUAGCAAUAGCACGCAAGGAUCGUUCGCACCUGUAUGGGCCGCUCUAAGAGGUGCUGCUGAGAAACUUGCCGGUUUGCAUUUGCAAAUGGCCCAGCGGGUCACCGAACUCAUAAAAGAUGUGUCGAAAUACGCGGAUGAGCUACACAAGAAGCAUAAGGCUGUGAAGGAAGAAGAGUCCUCUACCUUGGAAGUUGUACAAAAUAUUCAGAGUAUUACGGUGACAUUGCACAAAGCGAAAGACAUGUGUAUGCAAAAGGGUCUCGAGUUAGAGAAAUUGAGGAAGGACAAUGCCAGUCAGAGGGAGUUGGAGAAGGCGGAAGUCAAGUUCAAAAAGGCUCAGGACGACUACAAGGCUCUAGUGGACAAGUACACGGUCAUACGGAACGACUUCGAGACGAAAAUGACACAGGCAUGCCGGCGAUUCCAAGACGUGGAGGAGACACACUUGAAACACAUGAAGGAAUUUUUAAACACAUACGCCGACGUAUUACAAAGCAAUCACGAGCAGGUCGGCCAGGUACACAUUGACUUUAAGCGGCAGUGCAUCGACUUGACGGUGGAGAAACUAUUAGAGCGGUUCGUUCAAAGUAAAUACACAGGUUUCGAAAAGCCAGGUGUGAUCGAGUACGAAGAGGUCAUGACGAGCUUGGCGGAAAUGACCGGCCACGCGCAGUCCGAGGGAGGAGGCGUAGAAACACCUAAGGAAACGUCAAAGGGAGCCAAUGGAGAAACAGGCGUAGCCGGUAACAGUCACAGUUCAAAGAAAGAUCAGGGAUUAAAGGGGGAAGGUUUGAGGGUGGACGGGGAAAGGGGGAGGGUACUGGAAAAGGAUAGAGAAAAAGAAAAACAGAAGGAAAAGGACAGGGAACUGUCACAUGCGCAAGCCACCAAGGCUUCCCGCCGUACUACCUCGCUACUCAACCUGUUCAUGUCCAACUCCCAGGACAAACAGAGGCAAGCAGGCUCCGGUUCGGCACCUGCCACUCCUCAAGGGAACCUGCCUCCUGCUGUUCCACCUCCCAGCAUCUCCAGGAACCCUCUCAGAGGAUCUAAAUUGGUUGCGCGUAUUAUGGUUCCUCCACUCUGCACACUCUUAGAACAGCAGUGGUUUCUCCGCAGCAGAAGAGAGAAGCGGAAGGAGAAGAAGGCGAAGAAGAAGAAGGACCUCGUGGAAACGAGCAGCAAUAAAGAAGAAAAGUCUGACCUGGAAGACAAGGACGACAGCAGGAAGUCCGAGACACCAACGCCGGAGGUAGACGAGGAUGGUUUUUGCAUCAGACCGAAGCCGGAUCCAUGGGAGAACGAGAAGGGCUUCUACUCGAGCUCGGACACUGACUCGGAGGACGAGAGGGAGCGCAAGAUCCGAGUGGAGAUAAAGCCUCUCAGCAACGGCGGUGCACCCAUGAGCGCCAGCGUGGAUGAAUUGAGGGCGACAGUGGAAAAUCUGUCUUUAUCACCUGCGCCAACAGGACGUAGAGAAUCGAAUACCGAUUCCGAUCAUCACAUGAAAAGGUCUCAGUCAGUGUCACAGCAAUUAGGAGGUAAGCCAAGCUCAGAUUUACUUGGCCUAAACUUGUUCAAUCCUAGCAGUACGCCGUCGAGCGCGUCGACACCGACCGGCAGUCACCCUUACGCCCCGCUGCAAAGUCCACCGCCGCCUUCCACGUCACCUACCCCGCAGCCACCGCCGCCGCAGUCUGCGCCGCCUACACACCCCCACACUCGAUUUCCAGAUGGCGAUCUGUUCUCGGAGGUGGGCGAUAUCACGCCUGCUCUACCUCCGAAGCAAUCCGCGUCCUCGACGCCGACGGGUUCGAUCGUGAUACCCAGGCCGCCGUCGCGAAGAGGCGAGGGUCCUUCGUCACGGGGCAGGAUGUCACCUGCCACCAUAUCUCGUGCCGACAGCGUGGCCAGUCUGGAGUUUCGCACGGCCGGCGUAGGUGUGGGAUCCUCGAGAGGACCAUCUCCACUUACGAUCGGCCUUGCCGACACUAUCCCAUUAGCGGUGGCGUUCCACGAGAUCGUACAUUCCUACUUUCGAGGCACGGACGAGACCCGGUGUCAGGUGAAGCUCAACGGCGACAUGAUGCUCUCGUUCCCCGCUGGCAUCGUCGCGGUUCUUGCGAACAAUCCCAAUCCGGCCAAGUUGACCUUUCGUGUGCGGAACACCAACAGGUUGGAAAGACUGUUACCGAACAACCAACUCAUCAGCAUGGACGCAACGCAGACUACGGUCGACAGUACAAUCUUCGAAUUCAACAUGAGUGCCUUAACUACGUUACUACGGCGGCAAGCUGAACAGAACCCCUCGGCCUCGUAUUUCAACGUGGACAUUCUCAAGUACCAAAUCAAGUGCAAGGAGGGCGCCGGCUCCUGUCCUUUCCAGUUGGUCGCAUAUUGGAAGUGCGAGACCACCCAUACCGAUCUCAAGAUCGAUUACAAAUAUAACAGUCGCGCUAUGGCCUCGCCGAGUCCUCUGCUGAAUCUUCACGUGGCGGCACCGAUCGACGGUGGUUUCAAGUCGCUCAACAGCAAACCACCGGCGCAAUGGUUACCCGACACGAAUCGAGUGUUAUGGAAAUUUACGGAGCUGUCGCAGCACAGCGAGGGUAACGGAGUGGGUUCCCUGAAGGCGCGAGUCGAGCUGGAGCAUGGUCCGGGUAAUCAGGGCACGAUAUUUACCCAAUUUAAUUGCGAGGGGACUACACUGUCAGGCGUCGAGUUCGAGCUUGUGGGCUCCGGUUACAGAUUGAGCUUGGUGAAACGAAAAUUCGUGUCUGGAAAAUACAUAUGUGACGGGGAUUCAGACACGCGUAGCAGAUACGCCGCGCCGCCAUCCAACGUCGAUUGACGACUUCCAGAAUGGGCACCUCAAUGGGAGACUGAGCCCAUUUAAUACUGGUACUUGCUUAAUCAUUCACUGCCCAUAUCACGACUAUCAAUCGUUCAUAGUCUGUACGCGUGUGGAGAAGGCUGUUGGAUACCAAAGUGUGCGCGCUUGUUAAGGCUCUCAAAUGGCUCCUUCUAUAAAGGUCGUGUUCGUAAACGUAUGCAGGAAAGACAGACUGUAUGAACAAAGCCGGCAAGGUGAUAACGCCUUUUCUGGCGAAGCGUGUCUGGUAUCUCCGUUUAGAUUUGAACUGCACUGAACGCGCUCGCGCUCAGAGGUGUUUGUUUGUGCUGGUGCGCGCGCACGCGCGAUAUUCUAUCUUGAUGGGAGCAGUCGCAAAAUUUACGGGUAGGGAUUAUGCUCGGCGUUAAAUGCGCUCCGACAAUAUGGACCGAUGUGAUGAUUUCGUGGCUAUAGGA